AUGGAUGCCCGUCUGACCACCAUCGGUGAGCGUUGCGUACCCCUUGGUCCCGAUGGUGAGCGCAGACGACCCCUCGCCGUCGACCUCUACUGCGGCGGAGGAGGCGUUGGGAUGGGGCUCUUUCUGGCGGGAUUCGACGUGAUCGGAUAUGACAUCGAUGAGCAGGCAGAGUACCCCUUCGAGUUCGUACGGAAAUCUGCCCUCGAAGCUGAGCUCGCCGAGGCAGAGUUCGUGUGGGCCUCACCGCCAUGCCAGAGCUUCACCGCUAUCAUUCCUACUGCGAAGCGCGAGCAAUAUGGCCACCGUUGGAAUCACGAGAACCUCAUUCCGUCUACUCGAGAGAAGUUGGUGGCCAGUGGAAAACCGUACGUGAUAGAGAACGUCAUGGGUGCUGUGCGCGAGCUAUCGGGGCCGUUGGCGAUGCUGUGCGGCACGAUGUUUCCAAAGCUGAAGGUGUUUCGGCACAGGCUUUUCGAAUCGAAUUUCGGGCUCGAAGUCAAGGAUCGCAGGUGCAGUCACGCCGGGCGCUCGCUGGGGGAUCGAUCCCCGAACCUCGGACGCAAAACAUCGACCGAACCUCUCGAUCCGUUGGAUCCGGAUGUGCCCACCCUCCAGCUCACGAUGGGGACUGGUGAAGACGAAUGGAAAUCACGGACGGUCGUGCGGAAAACUGGUGAAAGUGCGGGUAUGACCGAUACGUACUACUAUUCGCCGUCGGGCGUCAGGUACAGGUCGAUCAGAGAGAUCGAGCGGGAUUUGAGACAGCGGGUCGAGAUCUUGGAGGCAGACAGACCCGCAAGGACCUCUGGCCCACGACCGAGGACACGAGGUGGGGAUCUGUCGACCGAUUCAGCCGGCCAGAUGUUCGCCGUGUAUGGUGACCCAGGCCGUGGACGAGGGACCGUCGCAGAGUGGGCUGACGCGAUGCAGAUCGACUGGCUGACAAAGGAGAAGUUGGUGGCCAGUGGAAAACCGUACGUGAUAGAGAACGUCAUGGGUGCUGUGCGCGAGCUAUCGGGGCCGUUGGCGAUGCUGUGCGGCACGAUGUUUCCAAAGCUGAAGGUGUUUCGGCACAGGCUUUUCGAAUCGAAUUUCGGGCUCGAAGUCAAGGAUCGCAGGUGCAGUCACGCCGGGCGCUCGCUGGGGGAUCGAUCCCCGCACCUCGGACGCAAAACAUCGACCGAACCUCUCGAUCCGUUGGAUCCGGAGGUGCCCACCCUCCAGCUCACGAUGGGGACUGGUGAAGACGAAUGGAAAUCACGGACGGUCGUGCGGAAAGCUGGUGAAAGUGCGGGUACGACCGAUACGUACUACUAUUCGCCGUCGGGCGUCAGGUACAGGUCGAUCAGAGAGAUCGAGCGGGAUUUGAGACAGCGGGUCGAGAUCUUGGAGAGAGACAGACCCGCAAGGACCUCUGGCCCACGACCGAGGACACGAGGUGGGGAUCUGUCGACCGAUUCAGCCGGCCAGAUGUUUGCCGUGUAUGGUGACCCAGGCCGUCGACGAGGGACCGUUGCAGAGUGGGCUGACGCGAUGCAGAUCGACUGGCUGACAAAGGCGAUGCCUUCCGUCAGCCUGGCGUGCUACACAUGCGACCCCUUCGCAUCGCCCAAGAUCCGCUCCUACAUCUUCGAAGACGGAACCUUCGGCCGUCUGCAUUUCGACCUGCGAGACCGAGAUUUCUUCAUAUACACUCCCUACCGGCACGUAGAGCACCUCACGGACAUGGCUCCGGAGGAAGCCCACGCGGUCUUGCGCGAGAUAGACCUCAUGAUAGGCGCCAUGACCGACUCCUUCAACGUGCAAUACAACAAGGGCCGCUGGAAGAGCCACCAACACGUCCACAUGAAGGUGACCAUCGACGAGCCCACGUUCCGCCGGAUCAAGCGUCAGCACCUCUCGGCGCGCGAUUGGAGAGUCUCCUCGUCGCCCUGCGGCGUCGAACACAGGGUCGCACCUCUGUCGGAAAGGCGCUCGUGGCGGGAGAGCGUCAAGUGA
Klebsormidium nitens is the source of this 1998-nucleotide messenger RNA. The record is from the annotation of a GenBank genome assembly. Lineage: Eukaryota; Viridiplantae; Streptophyta; Klebsormidiophyceae; Klebsormidiales; Klebsormidiaceae.